AUGGGCAAGAAAAAAGGAGGCAAUAAGAACAAGCUGGCCAAAAUGUCCGAGGAGGAACGGGCCCGGUAUUUGCAACAUCGUGCGGACAUGGAAGAGGAAGCCCGACGUCGCAAGCAGCAGUUAAUAGCAACGUUCAUGAAGAACAAACUCAAAAAGGAGGAUGCAUUCGCUCGACUCAAUUUGGCAAAAAUCAACCAAGAAUGGCGCUCGGUUUUGCGCAACAUCAAGUGCAAGGAGCUAAAAGAGGAGGUAGAAGCGGUCGAGAAGACAUGCACCGAGUGCAUCGAGAACAAGAACGCCGUUAUCAAGCGAUUGCUGUGUGAUUUAGACGAAUCCGAGGACCUUUACUCGACCAUGUUACACGCGCACAUGGAACGCGUCGAGAAGAUUAUCCGAAUCCACAACGACCGGGUAAAUUUUCUCAUGGAGCUGUACGAGCUGGACAAGCGAGAGAUCAUUGAAAACUAUCAGCGUGAAAUGGAGCUGUACAAAUCGAAAAAGUUCGAACUGCAGAAGGACCUUGAGUGCGUGUUCUACGGACUAGCUGAAAAGGCCCGCACGGAUCGCAUCCGCAAUGAGGAAGAGCACAUGCUCAAGAAAGACGAACUGAAGAACUCGAUGAUACUGAAGCUGGAGAUGAUCACGAAAGAGCGCGAACGUGAGAUGGAGCGGUUGUGGAAAGAGUUCCAACGCGUGUUGAACCUUUACCUACGCAACACGGAGGAAUACCGCAACGAGUACAACACGCUACGUGAUCAGGACUCAAGCGACACCAAGAACAUUCAGGAUCACUACGCCGAAGUCGCCAGGCUGAGCGAUCAGAUCGCGGAUCUGCGGCUGAAACUGGCCACGUUGCGAGAAGAGCACGAGUUCAACAUGAAGCAGAUGCAGAAGAGCAAAGCGGAGCUGGCACUGCGCGUGCAAAACCUCAAACAGGACAUGGAACUCGGUACGCGGCUCGACCAGGAGCAGCUGAAAACGCUUGCCGUGUACAGCAACGCCGCGAUCAAGCACCUGCAGGGUAUGCUGAAGAAAGUAAAAUCGAUCUACCAGAUAGCGAGCUUCUGCAAAAAGUACGAAACCGAAUCGGAGGACCUACUGCCGUUCGUGCGGCGCCCGGGUUCAAGCGAACUGCAACCACUGCCGGCACUCGAUCGUGCGCUUGUCCCGAGCAACGGUGAUGGCACCACGAUGGAGUCAUUCAAGCGCGAGGUCUUCGAUACGGCCGACCUGUUCGAGGGCUUCUGGAUGCGGUUCAAUAAGGCGCGCAUCGAUGUGGCGUGCCUGCGCGAGGAGAAACAGCAGCUGAUCGAGCAGAACGAGCACCUGAAGGCGCACCUCAAGGACUACCUCGUCACGGUCAACAUGAACAGUGGCGGACCGGUCGAGACGAACGAGGAUCUGCUCGCUAAACGGCCGACGUCGAUGAAGAUCGAACGGCUUGUGCGCAUCGACGAGCAGGUCGUGGUACCGGAGGGUGCCCCGAAAUCGGUGCGGUUCCGUACCAGAGGGGCGAUGAGACUUAACCGACCGGUCACCUGCAUCGAGGGUAACCUAAGUAACGCCAUCCGUAACGAGCGGUUGCUGGGUGUUCGAGCGAAAUCUUCCGGCAUCUACUCGAUGGUGCAGAACACGGCGUAA
Molecule: messenger RNA, 1641 nt
Organism: Anopheles nili
Lineage: Eukaryota; Metazoa; Arthropoda; Insecta; Diptera; Culicidae
Product: dynein regulatory complex subunit 2
Exons: 4
Coding region: 1-1641 (546 amino acids)
Biological process (GO): cilium-dependent cell motility; axonemal dynein complex assembly; regulation of cilium movement
Cellular component (GO): axoneme; axonemal dynein complex
Source: RefSeq, a predicted model, not a curated record